Molecule: messenger RNA, 1581 nt
Organism: Pneumocystis carinii B80
Lineage: Eukaryota; Fungi; Ascomycota; Pneumocystomycetes; Pneumocystales; Pneumocystaceae
Product: T-complex protein 1 subunit delta
Exons: 10
Coding region: 1-1581 (526 amino acids)
Biological process (GO): protein folding
Cellular component (GO): chaperonin-containing T-complex
Molecular function (GO): ATP hydrolysis activity; ATP binding; ATP-dependent protein folding chaperone
Source: RefSeq, a predicted model, not a curated record
AUGGUAGAUUCAAAGCUUACAAAGCAGUUUCAAGAUAAAGAAAAGUCUAAUUCAGUAAGAUUAUCUAAUAUAACAGCAGCUAAAGCAGUUGCAGAUACCAUUCGUACAUCUCUAGGCCCUAAAGGCAUGGAUAAGAUGAUACAAACAAGUAAAGGAGAUGUAAUAUUGACUAAUGACGGAGCUACUAUUUUAAAACAUUUGUCAGUUGUACAUCCAGCAGCAAAAAUGUUAGUGGAUGUGUCAUUUUCUCAAGAUAUUGAGGCAGGAGAUGGUACAACAACGGUAGUAGUUAUUACGGGAAGUCUUUUGAGUGCAGCAGAAAAAUUAUUAGCAAAAGGGAUUCAUCCUACGAUUAUUGCGGAAUCGUUUCAGAGAGCGGCGACUCAUGCAGUGAAUGCACUUGAAACAUGUUCGAAAGAAAUUGAUCUUUCGGAUAGAAAUACGCUUAUUAGAGUAGCUAGUACGUCGCUUAAUUCAAAGAUUGUAUCACAAUAUUCAGUGUUAUUGGCACCUAUAGCAGUCGAUGCAAUUACGAAAGUGAUUAGUUCUUUUUCGGCAAAUAAUGUAGAUAUAUCAGAUAUUCGAAUUGUUAAAAAGGUAGGAGGUACAAUUGACGAUACGGAGCUUGUGGAUGGGCUUGUAUUAUCACAAUCAGUAAUUAAAACGACAGGUGGGCCUACACGAAUGGAGAAAGCAAAGAUAGGAUUGAUACAAUUUCAAUUAUCUCCGCCAAAACCAGAUUUGGAAAAUCAAAUUGUUGUUAAUGAUUAUCGUCAAAUGGAUAAAAUUUUAAAAGAAGAGAGACAAUAUAUACUUAAUAUUUGUAAAAAAAUUAAAAAAACGGGGUGUAAUGUAUUACUUAUACAGAAAUCGAUUUUAAGAGAUGCUGUUAAUGAUCUUUCUCUUCAUUUUUUAUCAAAACUAAAAAUUCUUGUUGUUAAAGAUAUUGAACGUGAUGAAAUAGAAUUUAUUUGUAAGAGUACUGGUUGUAAACCUAUUGCAGAUAUCGAUUCAUUCACAGAAGAUAAACUUGGAAGUGCUGAUCUUGUGGAAGAAGUUCAAUCGUAUGGUGAACAUAUUGUAAAAAUCAUAGGAGUAAAAGGAUCUGUAAAAACUGUUUCUAUAUUAUGUCGUGGUGCAAAUCGACUUGUUUUAGAAGAAGCAGAACGUUCUCUUCAUGAUGCUCUUUGUGUUAUUCGAUGUUUAGUUAAGAAAAGAGCGCUUAUUGCAGGAGGAGGAGCACCUGAAAUUGAAGCAUCACAACAUUUAAUGAAGCUUGCUAGAACGUUAAGUGGAACAGAAGCCUUUUGUUUUCAGGCUUUUGCAGAAGCUUUAGAAGUAAUUCCAAUCACCCUUGCUGAAAAUGCUGGGUUGGAUAGUAUUAAAAUAGUUACAGAAUUAAGAAAUAGACAUGAAAAAGGUGAAACAACAGCUGGAAUUAAUGUUCGAAAGGGAAUGGUUACAAAUAUUCUUGAAGAAAAUAUUUUUCAGCCUUUAUUAGUAAGUACAUCUGCUUUAGAAUUAUCAGCAGAAACUUGCAAAAUGAUAUUAAAGGUUGAUGAUCUAACCUUUAGUCGUUAA